UUUUAAUUAUAAUUUGUAAGUGAAAUAAUGCUAAUUUUUAUGUAGUUAGUUGUUUUCUUUUGUUUAAAAAAAAGGGAAGCAAUGAGCUGGAAAUCUUUUUUCAGAUGAGGGCUCAGGUUGAGGCCACACCAUCAUACCCUGGCGGCAAUAGGUGGGGAUUUUGCUGUUGCAAAAAUGGAUUAAUCGCAGUGUGUAUUUAAUGUAUAUACUCAGUGGAGAUUGCACAUAGUUACUGUGUGCAAUGUUUUGACUUUUUUAAUACAUAUUUUUAAAAUAAAUUAUAACUAUUUUAGACUGACAUUUUACAUCAUAAAAUUCAUUUAAAUUUCUGCUUACAUUUUAACCAGUAACUUUUUGAUAAUUUAGGAAUAUUUCAUUUGCAUAAAUUUUAAUGCCAUUAAAAAUACUUGAGAUAGUGAUUUCACUCUAAAAUAUAUAACCCUUCUCAAUGUUUUAACUUACUGAUGGAAUAUAAUUUUAAAAAAAGGGUUUGUAUUAUAUAGAAACACACCCAGUUCUACUUUACAACUAGAAUAGUUAAAAUUAGAUCCUUCCAAGGUUAUCAUUUACUAUUUAAAAACAUUGAUCAUAGGAAUCACUCUAUUACUGAACAAUUAGUUGUUUUUUUUUUCCUAUUAACUUCAAUUUCCAAAUAUACUGUAGCUUUGUUGAAUAUAUUGUUAGUUUACUUAUGCUAUGGUAGAUUAAUCAUGAAUUUAUGCUAUAAAACUCUAGCUGUUGUAUGAUGAAUGCUGAAGAAAGCAUGGUGUCCUGAUCAAGUUCUGGUAAGUUUGCACAAUAACAUGUCAAUGUCAUCAUGAUAUGGAUACAAAAGCAGUUUUCAAAAUAAUCUGCUUUAACUCUUUCAUUGCUUUUCCCCCUUCAUCUUUUCAUAACUACCCUCAUUAUUUUAUUGUGCUGACAUUUUGCUACAGGCUAGUAGUAUUGAUGAUCAACAGAUUUUGAAUGAAUGCUCCUGUUUGCUUACCUGGUUACUUAAAUCUGUCAUACUUUUGGGAAGCUUACGUAAGUGUAACCUUAGUCUGUUUUUCCCACCCCAAAUGUGUCAGCACCCCAUGCCACUUAAAUUUUUUUUUUUUUAAUCUCUUUUCAUGAAACUUAGCUUUGGUUAGUGCCUCAUUUCUUCAGCAAUAUAAAAUGGAAGAGUUAAAGCAAGUAUUUUUAUUCCUUGUAAAUGGACUUGUUCUGCAGUAUGAACAUUAGAAAUCAAAAAGAUUCCACAGGUUGCUACAAGGCAGGAUUUCAAACCAGUGAUUUGAUAAGUACUUUUUAAAUCUUUGUGUGCUCACAUCAAGGAAAUCAAAAUUAUAUGGAUUGAUUUUUUUUUUUUUUUUUUCUAUUUUUCUCAAUUUAUAUUUUGGUAUUCCUAGAUUUUCUCUUAAACUUUUUUGCCUUGCAAAACUUUGUGGAACCUUUUUAUCCUCUAUUAAAAAAAAAGAAAAAGAAAAAAAGUAACAAAGUCCUCGAGUUGAUAAUUCUUAGAUAGUACAUUAAUUUAUCUUUCUACAGCAAUUUAUAGUUUUGUCAUUAAAGGAAAUGCAAGCAAGAUGUUUGCUUUCACAUUCUUGAAAACUCUCUAUAUAUGUAUUCUCAUUAGUUUUUACAUCUUUCUCUCAUGCUCACAUGGGUUUGGUCACAACCCUUAAUUGUUUUUCAAGUAAGGGAUCUCUUAUUUCAUAUAUGUCUUUAAAGGCACAAAUAUAUUUCUUCUGACUAGAUGUCAGAUGUCUUUCAAAAAAUAAACAAGCUAAUCAGAAUUGUAAUGAUAUCGAUUCCAUAAAACAAAAAAAGAGGUCUUUGUUAUUUUCUUUUUGUUUUUUUUAAUAGUAAAAAAAAGAUACCCUUUGCAAUAAAAUGCUUUAUCGUUAUUGUUACUGAGAAGUUUGGCUAUGCUGGAUUGCUUUUAGGGGAAAACAACAAGUACAAGGUGAAGUUUGAUGAUCCUCGGGUAUGUAAGAGUUUCCUGCUUGGCUGCUGCCCCCAUGACAUACUCUCGAGCACGUAAACCAUUGCUACAGGUUUGAUGGAGUCUUCUUGGUACUAGCAAAUUGCUAUUAAAUCAGUGCUUUUUACUACAUCGCAUGGAUUUAGGAGAAUGUCCUAAAAUACAUGAUUUAGCCCUCAGAGCUGACUAUGAACAAGCAACCAAAGGAAAAGACUAUUAUUAUGACAUUGAUGCUAUGGAACAUCUUCAGUCGUUUAUUGCUGAAUGUGACAGAAAAACAGAACUUGCAAAACGACGGUUGAAAGAAACCCAAGAAGAGCUUAGUGAAGAAGCAAACCAGAAGGCUGAAAUUAUUCAUCAACUUGGUGAACAAAUUGGUACUAAAUUAGCAAAAGCUGAGACUGUUGGAGCUGAAGGACAUGUAAAUGAAUCUCUAAAAUUGAUGGAAGAAGUAGAAGAGUUAAAAAAACAAAAAGGACAAGCUGAGAUUGAAUAUAGAAAUUCAAUGCCAGCUUCCAGCUAUCAACAACAGAAACUCCGUGUUUGUGAAGUAUGUUCAGCUUAUUUGGGUAUCCAUGAUAAUGAUAGACGGCUUGCAGAUCAUUUUGGAGGCAAAUUACAUCUUGGCUUCAUCACAAUUAGAGAAAAAUUAGAAGAUCUCAAGAAAAGCGUUGCUGAAAGAAGAGCUCAGAGGGAGAAGGAACGAGAAGAACGUCGUAAAAGAGAACAAGAAAAAAUAGGUGACAGGGAAAAGGAAAAACGAAAGAGCCGCAGUCCUAGCCGAAAUCAUCGCAGUAGCAGAAGUCAUAGCAGAGAUAGAAGGAAACGGUCUCGGAGUCGUAGUCGAAGAUCUUGCAAACGUUCCCGAUCUCGGUCUCAUUCUCGACGUUCAGGAUCUCGUUCAAAGCGCUCACGGUCUCGUUCUCGAUCUAGAUACUCGAGGUGAAAUAGUGCUUUGAUGUGAGAAUUUGUACAUACUGUCUUUAACUGAAAACUUAAGAUCUCGGUAAGGGAGGCUGCAUGGUUAAAAAAAAACAAAAGUGGAAGACAAGGAGAUAAUAAAAAUACUAAGUUCAGAAUGUCUGGUCACAUUUUGCUAUUAUAGGCUUCCACUGGACUUUGCUAGUUAAGACUUUUUAUUAAAGAUUUAUAUAUCUUAAUAAACUUGGUUGAUAAAAACUGAUUUUAUUUAAUAUAUUUUCCCCCUACAAAGUCAAAUCUCUUUUACUGGAAAAGUCUCUUGCUUUCAGAUUUGACAUCAUUCACAUGAGGAGGUUUGCUUGAAAAUUUAUAACAGUUAAAGUAUUAGAUCAUAAAGAAUUGGCAGGUGAACAACUCGAUGUCAAGUGACAUUGUAUUUAAGGAUAGAUUUAAGUGUAGCCCUUAAGUUGUAUAGUUUUGUUUAAAUUUCUAAAUAAAAUUGUUGACAAUUGA
This is a messenger RNA of Octopus bimaculoides (California two-spot octopus), 3400 nucleotides long. RefSeq names its product putative RNA-binding protein Luc7-like 1. Gene Ontology annotation, cellular component: U1 snRNP. Gene Ontology annotation, biological process: mRNA splice site recognition. Lineage: Eukaryota; Metazoa; Mollusca; Cephalopoda; Octopoda; Octopodidae. Gene Ontology annotation, molecular function: mRNA binding. The record is from RefSeq and is a predicted model, not a curated record.